Dermatophagoides pteronyssinus (European house dust mite) is the source of this 1878-nucleotide messenger RNA. Its product is annotated as valine--tRNA ligase-like. Lineage: Eukaryota; Metazoa; Arthropoda; Arachnida; Sarcoptiformes; Pyroglyphidae. The record is from RefSeq and is a predicted model, not a curated record.
GACCCGCGGCCGCGCUUUACGAUGAUCAUGCCGCCGCCGAACGUGACCGGAUAUUUGCAUCUGGGCCACACGAUGAUGGUCGCGGUGGAGGACACGCUUGUGCGCUUCGAGCGCAUGCGCGGGCGCAACGUUUGCUGGGUGCCGGGCACGGACCACGCGGGCAUCGCGACGCAGUCGGUGGUCGAGCGGCAGCUGCUGAAGCAGGGCGUCUCGCGCCACGAUCUCGGGCGCGAGGAGUUUUUGCGCCGCGUCUGGCAGUGGAAAGAGGAGAAGGGCGACCGCAUCUUGUUUCAGCUGAAGCGGCUGGGCGCGAGCUGCGACUGGAGCCGCGAGGCGUUCACGAUGUCGCCGCAGCUCAGCGCGGCGGUGCAGGCGGCGUUCAUCACGCUGUUCGAGCGGCGGCUAAUCUACCGCGCGGAGCGGCUGGUGUCGUGGAGUCCGCACUUGAACACGGCGCUGAGCGACAUCGAGGUCGACGUGUUCGAGGUCGAGAAGCCGGGCACGAUGCGCGUGCCGGGCUUCGACAAGCCCGUCGAGGUCGGCUGGCUGUGGGUGUUUAAGUACCAGGUGUGCGACAGCGAGGAGGCGAUCGAGGUCGCGACUUCGCGGCCGGAGACGAUGUUUGGCGACACGGCGGUGGCCGUGAAUCCGCGCGACGCGCGCUUCCAGCACUUGAUCGGCAAGCGGCUCGUGCACCCGUUCGUGCCGGCGCGCGAAGUCCGCGUGAUCGCGGACGAGCACUGCGACCCGGAGUACGGGACCGGCGCUGUGAAGAUCACGCCCGCGCACGACAAGAACGACUUCGCGCUCGGGCAGCGGCACGGUUUGCCGCUGGUGAACGUGUUUACGGACGACGGCUACAUGAACGAGGAGGCCGGCGCGUUCGCGGGACUGCACCGCUUCGUCGCGCGCGUAGAAGUGCUCAAGCAGCUCGAGCAGCGCGGCCUGUUCGUCGGAAAAGUCAAAAACCCGCGCAAGAUGGCGAUCCCGAUCUGCAGUCGCAGCGGCGACGUCGUCGAGUACAUGAUGAAGCCGCAGUGGUACGUCGACUGCCAGCGCAUGGCCGCGCGCGCGGUGGACGCCGUGCGCAGCGGCGCGCUGCAGCUCUUCCCCGAGAAUUACACGAAGCAAUGGGACUACUGGCUCGGCAACAUCCAGGACUGGUGCAUCUCGCGGCAGCUCUGGUGGGGGCACCGCAUCCCGGCGUACCGCGUGCUGAGUGCGGACGUCGCGCGCGCGCCGACCGCGGCGGACGAACGCUGGGUGGUCGCCGCGAGCGCGGAGGAGGCGCUCGCACGCGCGCAGCGCGAGUUCGGCGCGGACGUGCGCGUCGAGCAGGACGAGGACGUGCUGGACACGUGGUUCAGCAGCGGGCUGUUCCCGUUUUCGGUCUUCGGCUGGCCCGCGCAGACGCCCGCGCUCGCGAAGUUCUUUCCGACGGACGUGCUCGAGACCGGCGUGGACAUUCUGUUCUUCUGGGUUGCGCGCAUGGUGAUGCUGAGCCUCGAGCUCACCGACGCGCUGCCCUUCACGCGCGUUGUGCUGCACCCGCUCGUGCGCGACUCGCACGGCCGCAAGAUGUCCAAGUCGCUCGGGAACAUCAUCGACCCGCUCGACGUGAUCGAGGGCGUCUCGCUCGAGACGCUGCAGGCCGGCCUGCGCAGCGGCAACUUGAAGGAGAGCGAGCUGAAGCGCGCGCUCGACGCGCAGCAGAAGGAGUUCCCCACGGGCAUCUCAGAGUGCGGCGCCGACGCGCUGCGCUUUGCGCUGCUCAGCUACCUGCGCGCUGGCAAGGACAUCAACCUCGACGUGAACCGCGUCGUCGCGUACCGCCACUUCUGCAACAAGCUCUGGAACGCAGCGAAGUUCGCGGUCGGC